AUGGUAACGAGAACUGUGACAGUAACAAAAUCAGAAAAUAAGUUAAUUCCAAAGAGUUUUCCGUUUGGGGCAUCAACAUCCGCUUAUCAAAUAGAAGGAGCGUGGAUUGAGGAUGGAAAAGGUGAAAGUAUAUGGGACUACUAUUUUCACAAUGGAAAAGGUAGUUCUUCUCUUACAAACGGCGAUAUUGCUUGCGACUCUUAUCAUAAAUAUAAAGAAGAUAUUCAUUUAGCUGCGAAUCUUGGACUUACGAUGUUCAGAUUUUCCAUUUCGUGGCCAAGAAUUUUACCAAAUGGCAAUCCUAAAGAAAUCAAUCAGAAAGGUAUUGAUCAUUAUCGGAGCGUUAUAGAAGAAAUGCUGAAAUACAACUUAACUCCAGUUGCAACUCUGUACCACUGGGAUUUACCACAACAUCUUUUCGAAAAGGGUUAUCAUUGGACUAACCCGGAAGUAGUUCCUUAUUUUGUUGACUAUGCUCGAAUUGUUAUUAAAAGUUUACCAAAAGUUGGAAUUUGGAUUACAUUAAAUGAACCCAGACUUUUAUGUCGCUUAGGAUAUGGCGUUGGGGUUAACGCGCCCAGUAUAAGCAGAGAUGGAAUAGAUGAUUACUUAUGUGCAUAUACAACAAUUAAAGCACACGCUGCUGUUUAUCACAUGUACAAGGCAGAGUUUCCAAAUUAUACAGAGGCUAAGAUAUAUUUAAUAGCAUUCAUUUAA
This is a messenger RNA of Diorhabda carinulata, 717 nucleotides long. RefSeq names its product myrosinase 1-like. The record is from RefSeq and is a predicted model, not a curated record. The transcript is spliced from 4 exons. Gene Ontology annotation, biological process: carbohydrate metabolic process. Gene Ontology annotation, molecular function: beta-glucosidase activity. Lineage: Eukaryota; Metazoa; Arthropoda; Insecta; Coleoptera; Chrysomelidae. Bases 1 to 717 code for a protein of 238 amino acids.